CAUCUUUCCUAUUGCAUUUGUUCAGUUUUGUUCAUCGUUUCGAUUUCCAUUGUUAGAAUUCAAAAACCUGAAUCUUCAUAAAUCGAUAAAAGAAAUCAUAGUCAUAAUUCACAGAUAAUGAAAGAACAGAAAACAAGUUAUGGAGUUGGAGGUACGGGAGGGUUACCUAAACAAAGGACGCUUUCUGAUCCAAACCUCUCGUUCUCAUUUUCAGACACGGAUGAAGAACUCAACAGCCGGCGUAGCGACUUUUCCGGCUAUGAUGCCCAGCGAACAAGCAUUGAGGGCUCACCAAUGAUGAAGUCACCCUGGAACCAGGGUACUCCUUUCCUUCCAUCUGCAUGGUCAAGCUCUAACAUUGAUGAUCCAAAUUGUCCUAAAAAUGGUCUUGUUGGCUCCUUGGUACGUGAAGAAGGCCAUAUUUAUUCACUCGCAGCCUGUGAUGAUCUUCUUUACACAGGUUCCGACAGCAAGAAUGUCCGUGUAUGGAAGAACAUGAACGAGUUUGCAGCUUUUAAAUCCAACAGUGGAUUGGUGAAGGCGAUUAUCAUAUCCAAUGGAAAGAUUUUCACCGGACAUCAAGAUGGAAAAGUUCGUGUAUGGAAACCAAGCCGUAGGAAGCCAACCCUUUACAAUCGUGUAGGCACCUACCCAUCGUUCUUUGCGAUCCUUAAAAGUUCAGUAAACCCAUGGCACACUGCAGUUUGGGUCAAACACUGUGAUGCCAUUUCGUGUCUUAGCAUGAAUGAAGAAGCAGGGUUGCUUUAUUCAGGGUCAUGGGAUAGGACCUUUAAAGUAUGGAAAACGUCAAACUCAAGAUGUUUACAGACCGUGAAGGCGCAUGAUGAUGCAGUGAACUCUGUUAUCUCCACCGUAGAAGGGUAUGUGUUCACGGGAUCUGCAGAUGGGUCCGUGAAGGUCUGGAAACGUGAAGGGAAAGGAAGAUCGAUGAAGCAUAUCUUCGUGAAGACUCUAUUUAAUCAAGAUAGUGCUGUGACGGCAUUGACAGCGUCUAGUACAGGCUCGUUUGUGUAUUGCGGGACAUCGGACGGAAUAGUGAACUUCUGGGAAGGAGGAAACGAGUUGGCUCAUGGUGGCGUCCUCAAUGGACACAAGUUAGCGGUUCUGUGUCUUUCGGCUGCUGGUAAUCUGGUGUUCAGUGGAUCAGCUGAUAAAAUGAUAUGUGUAUGGAGGAGUGAGGGGAUUAUCCAUACAUGCUUGUCGGUGCUGACUGGCCAUUCUGGACCGGUGAAGUGUCUGGCGGUGGUGCGGGAGGCGGAGUCAGACGGCGGUAAGGGAAGAUGGAAGGUUUAUAGUGGCAGUUUGGAUAAAUCGGUCAAAGUUUGGAGUGUGUCAGAGCUUGCACCUGACAUGCAAACAUUGGCUCUCAUGAAUGGAGACGUUUCAUUGGAUCAUAUACCAUCGGCAAAGUAUUGAGUGUUGUAUUUUUUGUUUUCAUGGGGUUCCGUUGUGUUAAGUCAUUAAGUGUUUAAGUGGUUAAUCUCCAUACAUGAAUUUCAACGUAAGAGAAUACCCUGGGGUUAUAUGCAAGGAGGAAACAAAAUGAUUAAUCGAGGAUUUUGGAUUCUUUGCUGGUGAAAAGAAUUACAAAUUAGAGAGUAGAAAGCUUUAGCAAGAGUGAAUGUAUUCUAUUUCUCAUGAAUUAAAAACGUAUAGC
Molecule: messenger RNA, 1678 nt
Organism: Lactuca sativa (garden lettuce)
Lineage: Eukaryota; Viridiplantae; Streptophyta; Magnoliopsida; Asterales; Asteraceae
Product: protein JINGUBANG
Molecular function (GO): protein binding
Source: RefSeq, a predicted model, not a curated record